This is a messenger RNA of Annulohypoxylon truncatum, 2739 nucleotides long. RefSeq lists its product as uncharacterized. The transcript is spliced from 2 exons. NCBI's taxonomy places the organism in Eukaryota, Fungi, Ascomycota, Sordariomycetes, Xylariales, Hypoxylaceae. The record is from RefSeq and is a predicted model, not a curated record. Bases 537 to 2423 code for a protein of 628 amino acids.
UUAACACCUUCAUGUAGGUAUAUAUACGAGCUGAUUAGAUGGAUAUUAUCCUUCGUCAUAUGAAGACUUCCCCCUUUUAAACACAUCUUUAGUGUACCUAGGUAUAUCAGGAACAACUCGUAUGCCUGACUUUCACGAGUCGCCCUGCACUUUUGAUGGGCUAGUGACGUGGCGCUUUAUUAGAAUGCUGCGGUAAUACUGUCGCAUUUCGGUAUGUGUUAUAAUUGGGGGCUGAAGCAGAUUCUUGGUAUCUGCCUACACAUUUGCGUGCGCUGAGAAUUAUAUCCAAUGGGAUCGCUAGCAGCCAUCUUGGAAUGUGAAACGUAAUAGGGCUUAGGAGAAUCAUGCCGUCCACAGCCCCCUCAGAAAGAAACUCUACCCAUAAACUUCUGAUCAACUCAUGAUCCAGAUUCUCACCGAAACUUGACGUUGCGAAGUCCGCAGAGUCGGUCAACCUCUUAGUCAUAGUAUUUUGACGUUAUCUAGGGUCUUCUCAGAAGUUACUUUGGUCCCAACAUUGAAGCAUUCAAAGAAUCAUGCCUAGGGAAGCACGAUCAUUUCCUGGUGUGCAAAAGGGAGGCAAGAUGCAGAGACUCCACCAAUCGAGACUUGGUAGUAGGAGGACACCAAGAAACCAUCCUGUUCCUAGAAAGCUCAUCAUGGGUUAUAAAGAAGCCGGCCUAGAUGAUGAGGUUGAAGCAGAUUCUUCAAACGCAUUUGUCGGGAAAUCUCCUAAAUCUGUACCAAUUUAUAAUUACACUGAAGGUACAGGUUCGAGCAGUGAAAUCCCAAAGCAGCUAUUGGGAAGCUACAAUGGAAUGUGCUGCGGAUCUGAGGCCGAGAGCGAUCAAGAUCUCAGCAUCAUGAAUUGCAAUUAUAUCAGUCCCAAUGAAUUUGGCAAAUUGGGGAUACCUUUCGAUCAAGUAUACCAAUGCGAUCAAUGUGGAAAGCAGGUCUCCGAUAUAAUUAGCAGGGAGCACCUACUUGAGUUAGACCGACUAUCUUUGAAUGGCAACCACUCAAGUUGGGACCUAUAUACUGCAUUGACUAGGUCUGCUUUGAUCGUCGACUCGGGUGAUCUAGACUACCAGCACGCCCGCGAACCUACAUUCGGUUGUUCCCCUGGAGAGUCCAGCUCGGAAACAAAUUUCGGCUACGGCUUGACUGUACGUUGCAUUUUCUGCGAGUACCGAUUCUACCUCUUUUAUCGCAGUCUAGGGGUUAUGGAUCAUAUGUCAUAUUUGACGCCCGAUUCUAGUCCUAGGUCAGACAGCUCCUUAUUACAGGAACAACACAUGGCAAAUACGACUAUGAAUAUAGAUGGAUUGCUCCCCGGUACCAACAUCGAGCAUCAAGAUCCACUCUUCCCUCUCGAAGUCCAAACUCAGGGUUGGAACAGGCAGCACGAUCAAGAAUUCACGAAUGAAUUUCAACCAGAUAAUCAUGAUGACCCAAACAAUACAUAUAAUUGGGCCACUAGUCAAAGCCAAGACGAUGCUAUGGUUAGUCCUAGUGAAGACUAUUCGAUUUCUACUGGAUUGGAAACAGAAGUGUCGCCAUCUGCUCAAUCUCAAUCUCAACAAGCAACAGCGAAUGUCCAACCCAAUAGCGAUCAGGCGACGGGCAUGAAAAAGUGUUGGGCCUGUCCAUGGUAUAAGAAGGAUCCAUUGAAAUACCAUGAAUGCUCCAAGUACAAACUGAACCGCAUAAAGGACGUCAAACAACAUACAUUGAGGAAGCACAUGAAACCAGACAUCUACUGCCCUGUAUGUUUCAAGCUGUUCCAAACUGCGAGCGAGAGAGACGGCCAUAUACAGAAAAAGAAUUGCGAGUCACAAGAUAGACCAGAUUUCGAUGGCAUCUCUGAGGAACAGCGGAAAGAGUUAAACCAGAUUGCUAAUCGCGGAAAAAGCGACAUGGAUCAGUGGUAUUCCAUGUGGGAUGCUAUAUUUCCUAAAACCCGUCGUCCUCAAUCGCCACAUAUUGGUAACGGAUGGGAGAAAUUAGUACCUCUACUUCGAAAUUUUUGGAAUAAGAGUCAACCGGAAAUCCUUUCCAAAGCCCUUCAAGUGUCCUUGCCUGGAUCCGAAAUUCAGAAUAUCCAACGUGUCGUGGAUAAGAUCUUUGAUCUAUUCGAGGCAGAAUCAUCAUGCUGGGGCACUAAUCCAGAUGUCUCCCCUGAAAAUGUGCCUCCCAAGAUCAAGGAAGAGGAGCUCCCAAAACCUGUGGCAUCUUAUGGUCUUGUUCCACGAGAUUUAACUCAACACCAAUGGGACAUAACCCCUGAAUUGCAAGACCCUCCACUGGAGCAACAAGUGGUGCUAGAAGCCGAUAGCAAUCUAGAAUAUAUGAUAGGAAAUCAUGUCAACGUGAAUCUCGACAACCAAUUUGACGGCCAAGGCCUAGUUACGAGCACAAAUUAAUCUCUCAUGUUAGCAUCAGUGCUAUGUUGUGUUGGACUUUGUCUAAGAACUUUCUCAUAAGAACGAGACCUGGAUCGAAAUGCCUCAAACGAGGAAAAUAAACAGAAACAAAUAAGGAAACCUAUGAUCACAGGCUUAAUUAGAGGCAGGAUAUCAGCAAAGUAGAGGGGAGUGGUGCCAGUUUGUAUACUAUUUAGCUUUCUUUUGUUUUUGUGUAGCUAGUUUCAUUUCAGGGGUCGUAUCAUUCAAAAUAACUGUAGUGAAAUCAUAUAUUCAAAUCUCGUCCUUGGAUCACUAGGUUAUUAUCAGACUGCUG